UUUUUCAGAGAUUGAGCACAAAUUCUGUAGUCAUAAUCCCCUCUGACAGCGAGGCAACCUCUUCUGACAGUGAAACCCCCCCCCUGAUGUUUCACAUGGCAAACUAGUCAGAAUAAAAAAUGAAUUUCCUCCUUUGCAUGAAAUCUAUGAGAUUCCAGAUGAUGAUAAUAUUGAGGUCACCUUCACAUCCGAGAACACCUCUCAACUCGUUACGUCUGGAACAAAUAAAGAAAACACCCCAGUUUUCGAACGUCCAGUUAGAGGAUACACAGCACAACGGCUGCUAGAGAUCAUAGUAGGAAAACAGGUUUGCGAUAAAAAUAUAUGUAAACAAGUCCCUCGAGCUGUACGCACACAUGCUGCCUACGUUGUUGACAUGGAAGCCCUUGGUUGCAGUGACAUUUUAUCCUUUGGAGAUGAUAAUGGCAGUUGGGGAGGUCACACCAAGCCACGUCGGAAGUACAGGAUUGAAGAGUCAGAGGAAGGAGGCAUUACAAGUUCAAAAGUAUACAAGCCAGAUGAUAGCUGCCUGCCUGACCCGGAAGAUGUGUAUACACUUUACCGGAAUUAUUUUCAGCACAGUCACACACCUACAUUCCGAAAGGUCAUUGCAACGGUGUAUGACUGGAAGGGAAACACGCUGCCUCUUGCAGUUGUGCAGUAUUUUUUUGAAGGAGGUAUUGAAGUACCUAUCAAGUUAGCUAGGCAUGGAAAUGCUAAAGGACAGGAUGCUAAAGCUUACUUGAGAACAUCUCGACCGGUCCUUCAGAAGAUAAAAGAUAAGUGCAAAACCAUGUCAUGCAAAAGGGCUGUAGACGAAUGUUAUGAAGAAGGUGGAGGAAGUAUUGGCUGUACGUCAGUGGCAGAUGUUUCAAGAAAUAGAAAACAAGCAUAUAAUCAAAAGAUGCAUAAGAAAGAUCCUCAUUUUCCUCAAUCUGCGAAACGUCAUGACUUCUAUGAUGUUUUGGAACUUCUCAACAAAGGAACGUUUGUCAGAGACUUCGGGUUUGGCAAAUCAUCAGCAUCGCAACAAACGCAGCCAAGGUCUUUUCAGGCAACGGAAUUUCAACUCAACCAACUUUCGAGAAUAUGCUGUUCUCGCAGGUUCAGUGCAAUCCUUAGCAUCGAUGCGACGUUUAAUUGUGGCCCGUUUUACGUUACCAUGACAUCAAAACUCACAACAUUGUCCUUUGGGAAAAAUGCAAGGCAAGCAAUAUUGAAUUCCAUCUUUGGUAGAAGAAUCGGUGCCAUGCGGGAAAAAGGACUUGCUCAUGCCGGCAGCGCUGAUGAAUUUGAUAGCAUGCUACAGCAGAUGAAAAAAGAGUGGUGUGAAGUGGAAAGUACCCAACGCAGUUGA
Dendronephthya gigantea is the source of this 1357-nucleotide messenger RNA. RefSeq lists its product as uncharacterized. Bases 377 to 1357 code for a protein of 326 amino acids. The record is from RefSeq and is a predicted model, not a curated record. The transcript has 2 exons. NCBI's taxonomy places the organism in Eukaryota, Metazoa, Cnidaria, Anthozoa, Malacalcyonacea, Nephtheidae.